Molecule: messenger RNA, 769 nt
Organism: Manis javanica (Malayan pangolin)
Lineage: Eukaryota; Metazoa; Chordata; Mammalia; Pholidota; Manidae
Source: RefSeq, a predicted model, not a curated record
CGGGGUGGGGAUUUCAUGGGGAGCCCUGGCCAUCGCCUCAGUGCCCACACUAGUAGGUGCCAUGCAUCGGGCCCCAGAGGCAGGGAAGAUGCGGGUGAGGCCUCACACACUGUCUCCCCAGGGGAUACUUCCGUCCUGGCAGGCGUGUACGGGCCAGCCGAGGUGAAGGUCAGCAAAGAGAUCUUCAACAAGGCCACCCUGGAAGUGAUGCUGAGGCCGAAGAUCGGGCUGCCUGGCGUAGCUGAGAAGAGCCGGGAGCGGCUGAUCCGGAACACGUGUGAAGCCGUGGUGCUGGGGGCACUGCACCCCCGCACCUCCAUCACCGUGGUGCUGCAGGUCGUCAGUGAUGCUGGCUCGCUCCUGGCCUGUUGCCUGAACGCCACCUGCAUGGCACUGGUCGACGCAGGAUUGCCUAUGCGGGCCCUGUUCUGUGGGGUCACCUGUGCCCUGGACUCUGAUGGGACCCUCAUGCUGGACCCCACAGUCAAGCAAGAAAAGGAGGCCCGGGCAGUCCUGACCUUUGCACUCGACAGUGUGGAACAGAAGCUGCUGAUGUCCACCACCAAGGGUCUCUACUCUGAUGCUGAGCUCCAGCAGUGCCUGGCUGCAGCCCAGGCUGCCUCACAACAUGUCUUCCGCUUCUACCGAGAAUCACUGCAGAGGCGUUACUCCAAGAGCUGAGGCGGCUGGGGCAGGUGCCUCUGCUGCCACCACCCGCUACCUCCUGUGGAAAAUAAACCGGCGGCCCUGCCCUGCCUCACUCUCCUUG